AUGGAGAUGAUGAAAAAUGAAGACCAUGAUAAAAUAAUUGAAAAUACUAGUGGAGUGGUUAAUGUAAAAACAGAAGGAAGAGGGACGAACAACUUUGAAGGAGUUGUGGGCACUACCUCCGUGAGAGAAAGUGUUGGUCGAUGCAACGGGAGCUUGGACAACCAAUUGGGCCCCGAGGCACAAUUGUUCUCUUCAUUCCUAGGUAUGAUCGCUCGAUCUAGCCGUAAGAUCGGUCUUCAAUACGAGAGUUGGCAUAAAGUGCCAAAAACAUUGAAGGAUGAACUAUUAAACUUCAUCGAGGAACUCAAAAGUGGAAAGAAAAUAGGGCAUUUCGAGUUUUCCAAAGCAACCCACACUAAAAAAGAUGGUUCAUAUUUGAAUAAAGAGACAGAAGAGAUUAUGGAAAAGGCAAAUGAAAAACUAUCUGAAUAUCAAUCAAUCGAUGGGGAUGAGGGAAUGGUUGAAACAGAAAUUUUGACUCAAGUGAUUGGAAAAGAGCGACAUGGCCGAGUAAGAGGGCUUGGAUUGGGUCCUACACCAACUUCAUAUUACGGCCAUUCAGAUAGUCGUCGUCUCACAACAUGUAGUGGUCAUUCAUCUGAGUGCAUAGAAUUUCGCCAACAGAUGAAUGAAAAGUUCCAGAAGAUGGAAGAUGAGCUUGGGCAAGAACGUGCUAAUUACAACGCUCUUUAUACUUUCUUGCAACAACAAUUCCCAGGAGCGACUAUUCCCCUACCUACCAUAGGUGGAUCAUCUUCUCAAUCGCAGAAUCAGGCUUCUCCAGAACAUUGAUGCACUCUUAGGAGGUUCGAUGAUCAAGACCGAUGAAUGCUUGAUUUUUUUUUCCCACUUUUUUAAUGAGAUUUUAUAUGAAC
Molecule: messenger RNA, 875 nt
Organism: Dioscorea cayenensis subsp. rotundata (Guinea yam)
Lineage: Eukaryota; Viridiplantae; Streptophyta; Magnoliopsida; Dioscoreales; Dioscoreaceae
Exons: 5
Coding region: 1-792 (263 amino acids)
Source: RefSeq, a predicted model, not a curated record